Messenger RNA from Racocetra persica, 192 nucleotides. The record is from the annotation of a GenBank genome assembly. NCBI's taxonomy places the organism in Eukaryota, Fungi, Glomeromycota, Glomeromycetes, Diversisporales, Gigasporaceae.
AUGAUCACAGAAUUAUAUGAAGUUGAAGUUAAGCGGUCGAAAAACUUGAAGAUAGAGGAAUUUGUUAGCAAACUAAGAAAAGCUUCACGGACCGAUUCCUAUUUUUACGUAGAAGAACAACCUACUCCUGUAGGGGAGAUGCAGGUUGAGACUGGUUGGGAUACACCUCUACGUGGUGAUUGGGACGAGUAG